UUUGAGUGUCUUUUCAGUCUCCAUUCAGUUGCGAGUCGCUCGAGUUGUGUUUUGUAAUCGCGUUGAAGCCAAAAGUGAACUAAAAAUGAGGAACUUUACUGCACUGUUGUUGAUUGGCGCCGCGCUUCUGAGCUUGGCUCAGGCAACAGAUGUCAAGCCGUGCCCUAAAUCCAAAUCACGCGCUCUGACUGCUGAGGAGGUGACCAUCUCGAACUGCCCGAAGAACAAGUGCAUACUGAAGCGCAACUCGGAGGCGAGCAUCACAAUGAAGCUGCGACCCGAACGUGACUUUACCGAACUCAACUCUGAUAUACAGGGCAUCAUCUUGGACGUUCCUUUGCCCUUCCCUGGCUACUAUGGCACAAGUGCUUGUCCGCACAUUUACGAUGCGGCGGGCGAGAAGAAAGUCGGUUGUCCUCUGAAGGCGGGCGAAACUUAUACGUACAAGAAUAGCUUUAAGAUACUGCCCGUGUAUCCGACCGUGAGUCUGGAGAUACAUUGGGGACUUGGGGAUAAGCAGGGCGAUGCUGCCUGCUUCCAGAUACCCGCCAAAAUCAAGGCUUAGAAUUCUUUUUGGAUUUGCGAGUCGAGUCAAGUUAUAAGAAUUUUAUUAGAGUAACGUUUUUAGAGUUUAAGUUAAAGAGUGAAAAAAUGUGCAAUAUUGCGGCAUCCAGCCAAUGACGCAAUAUUGUAUGUGAAUAAUGUGUGUUUUUUUUUGUUUUUUGUUUCUUUGUUUUGCACAAUUGAACAUUAAACAUUAAAUACAAUAUAUGUAUAUGCAUAAUUAAAGAAUAAGUGAGAAAAGAAUAAAGAAAAAAUGUAUAAGAAACGAAA
Messenger RNA from Drosophila nasuta, 834 nucleotides. RefSeq names its product Niemann-Pick type C-2b (gene Npc2b). Gene Ontology annotation, molecular function: sterol binding. Gene Ontology annotation, biological process: intracellular cholesterol transport. The record is from RefSeq and is a predicted model, not a curated record. The transcript is spliced from 3 exons. Bases 86 to 565 code for a protein of 159 amino acids. Lineage: Eukaryota; Metazoa; Arthropoda; Insecta; Diptera; Drosophilidae.